CUGUUAUACCAAACAGUGUUUUUUUGUUUCUGUAAUCAUAAAAAGACAAAAAUUACAUAUAUACAAACACAUCAGCACAUCAGCUGCAAUAGAUGUAGGAAGACUAAAAGUUUUGAGAGCCACUUUUUUUUGUUUAUCUGAAAAAAGAUAUUAACAAAAAAGUAAUUUAUCCGAUUUCUUGAUCUCCCUGGCUAAAUUUGUUUUGAUAAUAAAGGAAGGCUAUGCAGGAAAACAUAAGAACACUUGGAGAUGGAAUGGAUAAUAUUUCAUUGAAUGAUGUUUGCAGAUUUAAUCAAACAUCUAGGUUCUCUCCAGUACGACCCAAGUUGAAAAUUGAUAAAAUUAGAUCUUUUACUCCUGUUGAACCAAAAUCUCAGGUUUACUCUUUGGUACCAAGAUAUGUCCCUAAAAUGAGAAAAGCACCAAAGUACCUUAUCAAGAAACCAAAAGAACCUAAAUUUGUACCUUAUGAACCUUAUAAAGCAGCAGUUGAAUCAAUAAUAUCACAGAAAACUCCAAGUAUUCUAACUGAUAAUUCAAGAACCUCCAAGAAUGAUAUAGAAAUUCUUGAACUUGUUAAUCAGAUGUCCGAAAUGAGAAAAUUAGAAUUGAAUAGAAAAAGUUCCCUUGAAGAUGAAAAGGGAGAGUCCUAUAAACUUCUAAAGCAGUGGGCAAAAGAAAAAGAAGAACUUCUUGUUGAUAUAAAAAAUUUACGUGAAAGUAAUUCUCACCUGGAGAAUCAACUGAAGUUCCAGGCACAGGU
Leptinotarsa decemlineata (Colorado potato beetle) is the source of this 763-nucleotide messenger RNA. RefSeq names its product golgin-45. Gene Ontology annotation, cellular component: Golgi membrane. Lineage: Eukaryota; Metazoa; Arthropoda; Insecta; Coleoptera; Chrysomelidae. The record is from RefSeq and is a predicted model, not a curated record. Gene Ontology annotation, biological process: Golgi to plasma membrane protein transport; Golgi organization.